This is a messenger RNA of Phyllopteryx taeniolatus (common seadragon), 2857 nucleotides long. Its product is annotated as dual specificity tyrosine-phosphorylation-regulated kinase 4-like. Gene Ontology annotation, molecular function: protein serine/threonine kinase activity; protein serine/threonine/tyrosine kinase activity; ATP binding. The record is from RefSeq and is a predicted model, not a curated record. Bases 262 to 1815 code for a protein of 517 amino acids. Lineage: Eukaryota; Metazoa; Chordata; Actinopteri; Syngnathiformes; Syngnathidae. Gene Ontology annotation, cellular component: nucleus. The transcript is spliced from 13 exons. Gene Ontology annotation, biological process: peptidyl-threonine phosphorylation; peptidyl-serine phosphorylation.
UUCAUAGAGGCAUACGUACGAUGCACUUGUGCGGAUGAAGCUUGAAACAUGGCAGCGCCGAACUGCUCGAACGCAAAUUGUGACGCCGGUUUUUCUGCUGACGUGACCACGAGUUCUUGUCCGCUUGACUAAAUGAGCCCUUCAAAAAACUGACGAUGUUAACGAGUCUUUAAUUCAGAGAACGGCCCUGUGGCAAAGACGAAGUCUUCUGAUGCAAUCGUAUGAGCCCACUAAUUUGUGUUUCACUGCAGCACAAAAAAAAUGUUUACUUUCAAUCAGCUUGACAUUAGUCAAGUCUUCAAGCAGAGGUGCUUGGGACUUGAAAAGACAGCACACGGGAGGAGGUUCCCAAAACGACAAUGUAUCUACAGAGCGAUGUUACAACCCAACAAGAUCUGUCCAACAUCAAGAAAUAACAAGGACCACCGAAAGUCAAUAAAAUGUGCUGAAAAAAAACAGAUAUCUCCACCAUUAAAUCCUCCUCAGAAAACUGAAUAUGGGUUAAUUUGUCAAAAGAUCAGCUACCCACAAACCCAUAUGUAUCAACAAGGAAUCUCCAAACCCUCAAUUCAGACAUUCAAAACAACCAUCAAGAACAAAAUUUUCACUUUCAACUUACCAAGUAUGACAUGUGAAAGUAUUCUUAAAGAUAACAAAAGAUAUUUGACACCAUAUGAGCAGAUUGAAAUUAAAGAAUACAGAAAAGUCUGGUACGUAGGAAAAAAGGAUACUAAAAUUCGUACACAAACCACAUCUGAGGAGGCCAGGUCAUUUGAUGAUGACCAAGGAUUCUACAAAUCAAGGAUUGGCGACCACUUGGCUUACCGUUUCGAAAUAUUGAGGGUGAUAGGAUCAGGAUUUGCUGGAAAAGUACUCAAGUGUAAGGACCACAAGACAACAAUGCUCGUGGCAGUCAAGGUCUUUCGAAACACAACUGAGGGUCAUGGGUUUGCAGAGGCAGAACUAAAAGUUUUAAAGACCCUGCAAAAGUUAGACAAGAGCAACAAAGCCAAUAUAGUUCACAUGAAGGAGUACUUUUACUUCCGCAACCAUCUGUGCAUCACCUUUGACCUCUUUGAAAAGGACCUCUUUAAAGCCUUAAUGCAGAGCAAAAUGCGGCGACUCCAUGACGGGGACAUUAGAAAAUAUGCCACAGAUGUGCUUAAGUGUCUUCUAGUGCUUAAAGGCAUGAAGAUUGUUCAUGGUGACCUGAAACCUGAAAACAUUCUAUUAGACAAGGAAAACAAUGCUGCAGUGAGCGAUUUUGGAGGCUGCAUUUUUUUGAAAGACAAUGAUAGACCAACGAUUUACACUCUACCGUACAUGUCUCCAGAACUGCUCCUCGGCAAAACUUCUACCCCAGCGACUGACAUGUGGAGCCUCGGCUGUAUGUUGGCUGAACUCGACAGAGGCUACGCUCUCUUUGGUGGCCAUACCAAAGCAGACAUGUUCUACUCCAUCACAAGAGUUCUUGGCCUCCCACCAAUAGAAAUGCAGGUUGAAGCAAAUGAAAAAAAAUUCCGCAUUGGCAGCCCGGACAUUGAAUCCUCAAAACUGCAUAAAAAUACACUGGCCAUAAGGAUAAGGUCAAGCAAUCCAAAGUUUCUGGAUUUCAUUUCGUACUGCUUGGAAUAUGAUACAAAGAAACGCCAAACACCAGAACAGGCUUUGCGUCAUCCAUGGAUCCUAAACACAGAUGCGCCGAAACCAAUGAAGACAACUAUUAAAAUGAGUGUCAAAGCAGCCAAAACCAGCUUACUAAAGAGAGACAAAAUUGCACCACCCCUGUUGCAGCCAUUGGUACUACAUAAAUAGUGACCCCUGAACCCUUGGACAUUGGGAUUAAACACUACAUGCUUGUAUAAAAAUACAUGCAUAUAUUAAAAAUUGUGGGUAUAUCAUAAUAGCAAACUUAGCUGAGUCAGUAGCAGAGUUAUAGAGGCAAUGGGAGCAACAAGGAGAGGCCUAAGCACCAGCUACUAGUUUGCAAGGCCAUGACUCCAAGGACUCCUAAGGCUCUACAGACCUACCUAAGGAAUACCUGAAUUAACUAAGAGAAUGCCUACAUCUCUGCCCAACAAAUGGAUACUUAGAGAACAUGGCAUCAUGCAGGCAUACAGCAGUGUGCUGAUCUUCAACAACUCAAUGCCAAAAUAACAGGAAGCCAGCUUCAAGACCAUUGCACAUUUCACCAUCAAGUGCAUCUUAAACCAAAAUAAUGCAUACUUAAUUUACAGUGCCAUUUUUAUAGUGCCUUUCGACCUCCAAGGUACUCACCUAAUGAUGAUGGUGUGUACUGACAUAGCAUCAAGGCUAAUUUUUGUUAACGUCCUCUAAAAUCUUUUGACAGACGAGACUUUGUGACUCUACCACUCUGUGCACCCUGAAGUCCCUAACAGAUAGUUGCAAAUACGAUAUGGAUACAGAGCUAUUGUGAUUGAAGCAGGUACGAAAAAGCCAUCUCAGUGAUAAGAACAAGACUUAAUAAGCCUUGCCACGUAUGUGCUAACAGUCAUCAAAUACACAGCUGGAAUUGUCACUGAAAUUGAAAGAUGCUGCUGGUGUUACGACAAGAAACUUGACAAUGCACAAAAGCUUCCACCUGGAGUUGAGCACUAUGAAGACAAAAGUGUGUCAGCCACAACAGUGGAUGCAUCCAUGAAUAUUUGCGGGACCAUCCACAGGAUAAACUGCAUUGGUGGUGUACUUGUUAGAAUUUAGUUUGGAGGUGAUUGGUAAUCCCCUUUUGUAAUGUUUUACCUUUUGAUUAGUUUGUGUCUUGUUGUUUUUUUUUUUUUGUAGAAACAGGUUCCCUGAGAAGGAUGGCCUGUCUCUUUUUUUUUUUUUUUUAAAUACA